GGUCAAGGGUCAGGCAGGAUCCAAGAUGGCGGCAGCGCCGCGGCGGUGGCCGCUGUGGGUGACCCUGUGCCUCGGGGCCGCGCUCGCCGUGGACCGCAGCAACUUCAAGACCUGCGAGCAGAGCGGCUUCUGCAGGCGGCAGCGGCGGAUCCAGCCCGGGAACUCCCCGUACCGGGCGCUGCUGGAGUCGCUGGAGCUCGGCCCCGAUGUGGCCAGGAUCCAGUUGAUCAACGAGGUCACCCAGGUGCCGCUGCUGCUGGAGGUGUGGGGGCUCACCGGGAACAUGACGCGCCUGCGCAUCCAGGAGCUGGCCCCGCUCCGGCCCCGCUUCCAGGUGCCCGACGUGCUGCUGGGGGAGCCACCUGCGGAGAGGCUGGCGGUGACGGGCCGCGACGAGGGCACGCUGGAGCUGUCGCUGGGCGCCGGGGGACACCGGCUGCUGGUGACCGAGCGCCCGUUCCGCCUGGACCUGCUGCGGCACCGCGAGCUGCUCUGCAGCGUCAACGCCCGCGGCCUCCUCGUCUUCGAGCACCAGCGGCGCCGCCGGGACUCUCUGGCGGAUAAAGUUAGUUCUGUGUGGGAUAAGAUCAAGAGCCUUUUCCGUAGGGAGCCCCCCAAGGAUCCCCCGGGAGAGGUGGGGGCGGCACAGGAGGCACCUGAGGAUGGCACUGGCAGCACCCAGAGCGAGAAGCCCGUGGAGCCCCCAGCAGAGCCCGAGGAGGAGCCGGGGACGUGGGAGGAGACGUUCAAGACGCACACAGACAGCAAACCCUACGGACCCACCUCGGUGGGGUUGGAUUUUUCUCUCCCUGGAUUCGAGCACGUGUACGGCAUCCCCGAGCACGCUGACAGCCUGCGGCUGCGCUCCACCGAGGGGGGUGACCCGUACCGCCUGUACAACCUGGACGUGUUCCAGUACGAGCUGUUCAAUCCCAUGGCCCUCUACGGCUCCGUGCCGCUGCUGCUCGCCCACCGGCCCCGCCUCAGCCUCGGCAUCUUCUGGCUCAACGCCGCCGAGACCUGGGUGGACAUUGGCUCCAACACCGCCGGCAAGACCCUUUUUGGGAAGCUCCUGGAUUACAUGCAGGGAGGGGGCGAGACCCCCCAGACCGAGGUGCGCUGGAUGUCCGAGAGCGGCGUCAUCGACGUGUUCCUGCUGCUGGGGCCGAGGCCCGCCGAUGUCACUGCCCAGUACGGGAAACUGACCGGCACGCAGGCGCUGCCGCCCCUCUUCUCCCUGGGCUACCACCAGAGCCGCUGGAAUUACCAGGACGAGGCGGACGUGGAGGCCGUGGAGAGGGGAUUCGAGGAGCACGAGCUGCCCAUGGACGUGAUCUGGCUGGACAUCGAGCACGCCGACGGCAAGCGCUACUUCACCUGGGACCCCGCGAAAUUCCCCAACCCACGGGGGAUGCUGGAGCGCCUGGCGGCCCGGAAACGCAGGAUGGUCAGCAUCGUGGACCCGCACAUCAAGGUGGACGGGGCGUACCGGGUGCACACGGAGCUGCGGGCGCGAGGCCUCUACGUCAAAACCAAGGACGGCAACGACUACGAGGGCUGGUGCUGGCCCGGCUCCUCGGCGUACCCCGACUUCACGAACCCCGAGAUGCGCGAGUGGUGGGCGAACAUGUUCGCCUACGACCAGUACGAGGGCUCCACGGAGGCGCUGUUCACGUGGAACGACAUGAACGAGCCGUCGGUGUUCAGCGGCCCCGAGGUGACGAUGCACAAGGACGCGCGGCACUUCGGGGGCUGGGAGCACCGCGAGCUGCACAACAUCUACGGGCUCUACGUGCACAAGGCCACGGCCGAGGGGCAGAUCCGGCGCUCGGGGGGGCGGCUCCGGCCCUUCGUGCUCAGCCGCGCCUUCUUCGCCGGCUCCCAGCGCUACGGUGCGGUUUGGACCGGGGACAACACGGCCGAGUGGGACCAUCUGCGGAUCUCCAUCCCCAUGUGCCUGAGCUUCGGGCUGGCCGGGCUGGCCUUCUGCGGGGCGGACGUGGGCGGAUUUUUCCAGAACCCGGGCCCGGAGCUGCAGGUGCGCUGGUACCAGGCCGGGGCGUUCCAGCCGUUCUUCCGUGCCCACGCUCACCUGGACACGGCGCGGCGGGAGCCGUGGCUGCUGCGCCCCGAGCACCUGGAGAUGGUCAGAGCCGCCCUGCGGCGCCGCUACGCCCUGAUCCCGCUGUGGUACACGGCCUUCUACCGCUGCCACCGCCAGGGAAUCCCCGUCAUGAGGCCCCUGUGGAUGGAAUUCCCGGAUGACUCCCACACCUUCGCCAUGGAUGACCAGUACCUGAUCGACUGGGUGCUCCUGGUGCACCCCGUGACGGAGCCGGGCGCCCGCGGGGUCCACGUGUACCUACCUGGGAGAGGGAGAGGUCUGAUCCCAGUGUACCAGCGUGGGGGGACGGUGAUCCCACGCCAGGACCGGCCUCGCCGCUCCACCGAGGCCAUGAGGGGCGACCCCUUCACCCUCUACGUGGCCCUGAGCCUCCAGGGCACAGCACACGGAGAGCUGUACUUGGACGAUGGGAUCAGCUUUGAUUAUGCCAACAAAAACGAGUUCCUGCACCGGCACUUCCAUUUUGCCAACGGCACCCUCACCUCCAGCUCCGCUGACCCCCGCGGGUCCAUGUCCAGCCCGGCAUGGCUGGAGCGAGUGGUCAUCCUGGGCGUGGGGCGGCCAGAGAGCGCCGUCCUGACCACCCACGAAAACGGGCAACACGUAUCAAAAACUCUCCGCUUCUAG
Hirundo rustica (Barn swallow) is the source of this 2752-nucleotide messenger RNA. RefSeq names its product glucosidase II alpha subunit (gene GANAB). NCBI's taxonomy places the organism in Eukaryota, Metazoa, Chordata, Aves, Passeriformes, Hirundinidae. Gene Ontology annotation, cellular component: glucosidase II complex. Gene Ontology annotation, molecular function: glucan 1,3-alpha-glucosidase activity; carbohydrate binding. The coding region runs from base 26 to 2752 and encodes 908 amino acids. The transcript has 25 exons. The record is from RefSeq and is a predicted model, not a curated record. Gene Ontology annotation, biological process: N-glycan processing; carbohydrate metabolic process.